UUGCAAACCGCCAAUAAACACCAUAUAAAGAAGAAUGCGAUCUCAUUUUUGUUGAUUUGCCGUGGGACUUGCUAAAUAUGUUAUAAAGAUGCCAUUCGGAGCAAUGAUAACUGCGUCAAUGUCGAAAGUAUUGAGUCUUUUUAGGACGUCUACAUUUCGGAACAACCUCAGUGUGAUUCAGCAGUUACACCGGCUCCCUCAAAGCCCCCAGCCCCUUUACACAGCGGGGCUCCAGCGCUUCAGCAGCACCUCAACCCAAGAUGAGACAGCGGUGUCAGGUGCUUCUGAACAUAAAGUACACCUCACUGAGUCAUGUCUGAAGAGACUAGGGGAGAUCAUGAAGACGGGUGAGUACCUGAGAAUCCAUGUGGAGGGAGGAGGCUGCUCCGGGUUUCAGUACAAGUUUUCUGUAGACCGUAACAAGAAUGAAGAUGACAGAGUGUUUGAGCAGGGGGGAGUGGGCGUUAUUGUGGACCAGGAAAGCCUCGAGUUUGUAAAAGGAGCCACUGUGGACUUCAGCCAGGAGCUCAUCCGC
Messenger RNA from Monopterus albus (swamp eel), 535 nucleotides. RefSeq names its product iron-sulfur cluster assembly 2 (gene isca2). The annotation marks the transcript as partial. Gene Ontology annotation, molecular function: 4 iron, 4 sulfur cluster binding; 2 iron, 2 sulfur cluster binding; iron ion binding. The record is from RefSeq and is a predicted model, not a curated record. NCBI's taxonomy places the organism in Eukaryota, Metazoa, Chordata, Actinopteri, Synbranchiformes, Synbranchidae. Gene Ontology annotation, biological process: iron-sulfur cluster assembly. The transcript is spliced from 4 exons. Gene Ontology annotation, cellular component: mitochondrion.